This is a messenger RNA of Phanerochaete carnosa HHB-10118-sp, 405 nucleotides long. RefSeq lists its product as uncharacterized. NCBI's taxonomy places the organism in Eukaryota, Fungi, Basidiomycota, Agaricomycetes, Polyporales, Phanerochaetaceae. The transcript has a single exon. The record is from RefSeq and is a predicted model, not a curated record. The annotation marks the transcript as partial.
AUACUGACCCUCGCUCUCGACAAGCUGCGAGACACGACUGUCAAUUUGCAAGAAUACGCCACCGAAGAGCGAUAUCGGUUCAUUGACUGCACUGCCUUCAUCGACCAAGGCGUUCUACGUAUACUCGAGACGACUGUGUUACCCGCAGAUCCCAACUUCUAUACCACUGUGUCAUACGUCUGGUUUGGCCUUCUGUCGCCAGCCGAAGAGCUGUCAAAGAGCGGUAGCUUCCGUGUCUACUGUGGAAAGCGGAGCGACGGUAGUCUACGGGAGGAUGGCGGUCCGAUCAGUAUAAAGGUGCUGGAGUACGCCUGCCGAUGGUCCUCUCGGUACAGCGCACCGUACCUGUGGCUCGAUCGCUUGUGCAUACUUCAAACGAGUCGCCGCGACAAGUCCUGGCAAAUC